Molecule: messenger RNA, 384 nt
Organism: Mesorhabditis spiculigera
Lineage: Eukaryota; Metazoa; Nematoda; Chromadorea; Rhabditida; Rhabditidae
Source: the annotation of a GenBank genome assembly
AUGCAGCUGAUCCGCCGUAUGGAGGGCGCCGCCAGCAACCUCUACAAGGAGAAGAAGAUUCGAGGAUUUUGCCAUCUCUACUCUGGACAGGAAGCUUGUGCCGUUGGGAUGAAAGGCGGCGAUGACCGACGGCGAUGCCGUGAUCACCGCCUAUCGCUGCCACGGAUGGACGUAUCUCUGCGGAUCGACCGUCACCGAGAUUCUGGCCGAGUUGACGGGCCGCAUCACCGGAAACGUGUACGGCAAGGGCGGCUCGAUGCACAUGUACGCCAAGGAUUUCUACGGAGGAAAUGGAAUCGUCGGGGCACAGCAACCACUCGGCGCUGGAGUCGCUUUCGCCAUGAAAUACAGGGAUCAGAAGAACAUCUGCGUGGCGUUGUACGG